AUGAUGAAAGAAAAAGAUAAGAAACAGAAGAAAAAAAGAUCAGUAGAAAAAAAAGAGUAUCAUAGUUCCUGUGAAAGUAUGAAGGAUGAAGAGAGUGUUUCUUCUGAAGGCGAAAAUAAAAAAAGAAAAAACAAAGAAGACGAUAAAGGUAUAAGAGAACGAGAAAAAAGUAAAAAACUUGAUGAGGACAAAAUGAAAAAGAAAAAAAUAUACGAAGAAAAUUAUAAUAAUGAAGAUGGGAACAUAAUAAAAAAAAAGAAAAAAAAUUCACAAAGUGAAGAAAUGAACAAUGAUAAUAAAAAUAAUGAUAAUGAUGACCAAGAUGAUGAACAUAAUAAUAAAUAUAAUGAUUGUAAAAGAAAACAUAAAAGUAAUAGUAAAAUUAUUGAUGAUCCAAAUAAUAGUGAUAAUGAUAUAAAAAGAAGGAAAGAAAUGAAAAAAAGACGAAAAAAAAAAAAAAAUGCAAAUAAAAAUGAUACAUAUAAAAGCGAUACAAGUUCAAUCAAUUCUAAUAUGUCUAAUAAUAAUAAAAAGAAUACUUCGGAUAUUUCGGAAAUGUCAGAUAACUCGUCAACAAAUAUAAGAAGAAAGAAAUAUAGAGAAGAAGUAAUGAGAAAAAGAAAAAGAGAUAGAAGCUCUGAGUACAAAAUUAAAGGAUCCUAUAAAAAUGUUGAAAUACGAAUGAAGAAUAAAAAUAAAUAUAGAAGUUUAGAACGAAAAAUGAAAGAUAAAUAUAGAGAAAAGAAAAAAGGAAGAAGUCAAAAUUCAAGCAUCACUAAAAGUGAUCAUUCUAGUAAUGAAAAGAAUUAUAAAAAGAUUAAUCAUAAUAAUAAGUAUACUAGUAACGAUGAUGAUAGUAGUAGCAAUGAUUCUUCAAAUAGUAAUAAUGGAAGUAAUAAUGGAGGUAAUAAUGGAAGUAAUAAUGGAAGUAAUAAGGGAAGUAAUAAGGGAAGUAAUAAGGGAAGUAAUAAGGGAAGUAAUAAUGAAAGUAAUAAUGAAAGUAAUAAUGGUAGUAAUAAUGAAAGUAAUAAUGGUAGUAAUAAUGGUAGCAAUAAUGAUAGCGAUUAUAGUAGUACGCAAAAGUCACGUAGAAACAAACUUAUAAGAAAUGUAAGCUCAAGCGUUAGUUUAAGUGAAAGGAGGAGGAACAAAAUCAAAAGAAAAAGAAGACGUUCAAGAUCGAUAAGUACCGAAAGAAGGAUUAAGGAGAAACACAGAAAUAUAGAAGAUGAAGACUCAGAGGAAAGUGAUAGCAAAUGGAGGAGAAGAAAAAGGGAACGAAGUAGAGAUAAAUAUAAAGAAAGAUAUAGGGAAAGAGAAAGAGAUAGGGAUAAAGAAAGGUAUAGGGAUAAAGAAAGGUAUAGGGAUAAAGAAAGAUAUAGGGAUAAAGAAAGAUAUAGGGAUAAAGAAAGAUAUAGGGAUAAAGAAAGAUAUAGGGAUAGAGAUAAGGAUAUAGAUAGGGAAAGACACCGACAUAGAGAAAGAGAUAGAGACAGGGAAAGAGAUAGGGACCGAGAACGAGAACGAGAACGCGAAAGAGAAAGACGUAAAAGCUACAAGUUUGAUUCUCCUCCGCACUCAUGUGAUGAAGAUGAUAAUAUAAAAUUAUCGAAGAGCACAAUUUCAAAUAACAACAAAUCGAUGAGCAUUUUAAGUAAUAGUGUGCCAACAUUAAAUAGUAACAAUAUAGUAUUAAAUAAUGAUUUAUCUGUAGUUAAUAAUUCUAGUUCUAAUAACAAUAUAGAAAGUUUAAUACAGACUUUGAAUAGUAAUAUUCUGAGCACUAAUAAUAGCAGCCUAACAACUAGUCGUAUUUUAAAUAAUAAUAAUAAUAAUAAUAAUAAUAAUAAUAAUAAUUCGAUAUUAAACGAGAGUAACCUUAUAAGUAACAAGUUAAGAAACAGUUUGUUAUUAGAAGAAAAGAAUUUAUUAUUAAAACAAUCACAUUUGAAUUUAUUAUUAAAUAAUCAAUUGAAAUUAAAUAAUGUAAUGUCUUUACAAAAUUUAUAUAAGAAUGUAUUAAAUAUAAAUGACUUAAAUUUACCAACAAUAGAUGUAAAUAUAGAGAAGACAGCUAGAGAAUUAUAUGUUGGUAACAUUCCACAACAUAUAGAUAUACAGGAAAUUGUAAAAUAUUUAAAUUCUUGUUUAUUAAUUUUAUAUAAUAAAGAAAAUGAAAAUGAGAAUAUUUGUUUAAAAGCAUGUAUAAGAGGUGAUACGCAUUAUGCAUUUGUAGAAUUUAGAAAUAUUCAGGAUACAUCUAAUUGUAUGUUAUUAAAUGGUAUUAAUUUUUAUGGAAAUAAUCUAAGAAUUGGAAGACCCAAAACCUUUCCUAUUGAAUAUCAUAGUUUAAUACCACAAGCAACUAUACCGGUCAUUGAUAAUUAUUAUUUAUCUCAAGGUUUAAUUGGAUUAAGGUCUUUUAUUAUUUUUUGUAAAAAUGAAGAAAAGAUGAAAAAUGAUGGAUUACCUGUUAAUAUGAUAAAAUUACAAAAACUGUGUGUAUCGAAUAUAUCAAGGAAUAAUGAUACAAGUAAAAUUAAAGAAUUAUUAGAAGCAUUUGGAGAAAUUAAAAAUUUCGAAUUUUUUUAUGGAGAUGAAACAUCAGACACAUAUAUAAGUCUAGUAGAAUAUGUAAAUACUGAGAAUGCUAUACAAGCACAUAAAAUAUUAAAUCAAAAUACAAGUUAUAAAAUCCAAUUCGAACAUGAAAUAAUUAACGAUCCUCAUAUAAAUAAUAUAAUUAAAAAUAAAUAUAUGAAAACAGAAAAUUCUAUACUAUCUCUACAAGUUCCUACCAAGGUAAUCGUUCUUAAUAAAAUAGCAACCUUUGAGGAACUUUCGGAUUCUAGUGAAUAUAAGGAUAUAAUAGAAGACAUCAAAAUUGAGUGUGAAAAAUAUGGAAAGACAUUGGAGGUAGUGUUACCUGUUUUUUCGUAUAGAACGUAUGAGUAUUUGAAGAGGGUAUCAAAACAAACACACCCUGGAAAUGUUGACCAUUUGCAAGGUCCCAUGGAUAAAGAAAAUAAUGUAGAAAAAGAAGAUAAUGUAGAAAAAGAAGAUAAUGUAGAAAAAGAAGAUAAUGUAGAAAAAGAAGAUACUGUAGAAAAAGAAGAUACUGUAGAAAAAGAAGAUAAUGUAGAAAAAGAAGAUAAUGUAGAAAAAGAAGAUAAUGUAGAAAAAGAAGAUAAUGUAGAAAAAGAAGAUAAUGAUGAUAAUAAUAAUUAUGAUGAUGAUAAUGAAGAAGAAGAUUUAACACAUCCUAAUUAUGACCUUACAUCUAUAGGAUGUGCCUUUAUCCAUUUUGAAAAUAUAGAAUCUGCAACUAAAGCUAGAAAAGAAUUAAGUGGUAGAAAAUUCGGAGCAAAUAUUAUUGAAGCAAAUUAUUUUAGUGAAAAAAAAUUCUUAAUGAAAAAUUUUAAAAAUGUAAAAUAUAAUUUUAAAAAAUCGCAUUCUUCUCUCUUUAAUGUAAACUUAAAAUUAGGUAAUUUGACCUACUCAGAUUGUUCAGAUGAUGAGUAA
Messenger RNA from Plasmodium reichenowi, 3522 nucleotides. RefSeq names its product RNA-binding protein, putative. Lineage: Eukaryota; Apicomplexa; Aconoidasida; Haemosporida; Plasmodiidae. The record is from RefSeq and is a predicted model, not a curated record. The transcript has a single exon. Gene Ontology annotation, molecular function: pre-mRNA 3'-splice site binding; poly-pyrimidine tract binding. Gene Ontology annotation, cellular component: U2AF complex; nuclear speck; U2-type prespliceosome. Bases 1 to 3522 code for a protein of 1173 amino acids.